UUCACACGAUUCUCUCUCAGGAAGAAAAUUAUUUUCACGUUCUACUUUUAGUCCCAACAUGUUGUCUAUGAUCUUGUGCAGCUGCCUAUAACUGCUCUUCGGCAUCUAUCGUCACAGGUAACAACGAAUUUUGUCAGACCCUGUUAGUGAUCGCAUCUUGAGUGUGAGCAGACUGCAGACAUCUUCCAAAACGUGUUGUUAUAAAACGAUUUGCAUAUUGGUUUUCCUCUACCUGGACCUAGUACAAACCACAUUUUGAUCUCCAGCAUGAUCUAACAUCAGCAAUUGAACUAAAGAGACCAGAGAUGCUCGUGCGUAAAAGACCUGUUGGAGAUAGGGUAGCCUACAGAGCGCGCCUCACGUAUCCUCUAACCAUCGUGGAGAGUGAAAGCUUCGAGCGAAUCCAGUUGGGUACUAACUCACUGCAUCGAAUGAUUAAAUGCACAAAAGCGCGUGGAAGUAUUUCUGGGGAUGUGCAUUAAUAAGUUUCGCCCGCUACGCGGUAAGGAUGGAGUCCCAUCCUUUCCAUAAACGGUGCGUAAAAAGAACGAAUGGACACAGAAGUAUAAUCUCAGAAAAAUCGGGAUAAAUUACUUCAGAGGUGGAUCUGUUUUUCGCCGGAGAAGCUUAACAGAUCUUCAACACAAUGGCAUUGUUUAACAGCAGUGAGUGGCUCUGGAAUGACUCCAUUGACCAUUCUCUCAUCCUGGGAAACUCUAGCUUGACACUGGACAAAGAAGCAAAGAGGAAUUACUAUGCCAUGCUGUACUCCCUUCUUAUUCUGGCGAUUGUGUUUGGCAACGUUCUAGUUUGUAUGGCUGUGGUCCGAGAGCGGUCUCUCCAGACCACCACCAACUACCUGGUGGUUAGCUUGGCAGUAGCUGAUCUUCUGGUUGCCUCUCUGGUCAUGCCCUGGGCAGUCUAUUUAGAAGUGGUGGGUGGAGCUUGGCUCUUCAGUCGCUUAUACUGUAAUGUGUUUGUAACCCUGGAUGUGAUGAUGUGCACAGCCAGCAUACUCAACCUGUGUGCCAUCAGCAUUGACAGGUAUACGGCCGUGGUGAUGCCUGUGCUAUACAACACCACCCACAGCUCUCGAAAAAGAGUUUCAGUGAUGAUAGCGACAGUUUGGGUCCUGGCCUUCGCAGUCUCCUGCCCUCUACUGUUUGGAUUCAACACAACAGAUGAUCCUACUGUGUGCUCGAUUUCAAAUCCUGAUUUUGUGAUCUACUCCUCCGUGGUGUCAUUCUACCUGCCCUUCAUAGUGACCCUUUUGGUGUACGUGCGCAUCUACAUCUUCCUCAGAAGGAGAAGGAAGAGAAUUGCCUUCCGUCACGGAAGCUGCAAAGUUCAGCCAGCAUCCAUGCCACUAGUGGAGACGUGUUUACAAGACAUCGUUCAUAAAGAAAAAAGAGAUCUAUCCCCAAUCAAGAUCAACGUGAUAAGUGAAAACACAGAGCAGGUGAAUCGCCCCCGCCUCCUCGGCAGCUGCCUGUGGCGCAAGCGGCCUCAAACCGCCCCUGCCGAGAACUCACUGCUGCCCCCUGUGGUCACGUUGAACUACUGCAGCAUGAGCCAAGCGUCUUUUGCUCGCACCGAUCAAGAUGCAAAUCGUGAGGAAGAGGAGGCCGGUGAGGGGGAACAGGUGAGGUGUGAGGUGCAGAAGUUGUCAAAUGGGUGCACACACACCACCCUGCCUGCAUCGCGACCUGCUCGUGUCAUAGUGUACCCCAGUCAGGUCCGCUGUAGGACUAUGCACUCCAAGGAAAAGAAAGCCACACAGAUGUUGGCCAUCGUUCUAGGGGUCUUUCUUAUUUGCUGGCUGCCGUUCUUUGUGACUCACAUCCUCAACACUCACUGUAGUUCAUGUCAUGUUCCACCUGAGCUCUAUAGCGCCUUUACCUGGUUGGGCUACGUCAACAGUGCUCUCAAUCCAGUCAUCUACACCACCUUCAACAUUGAAUUCCGCAGAGCUUUCAUUAAAAUCCUGAGCUGCUAAAUCUUUAUCCAUGCGCACAAAUGAUGCUCAACGGAUGCAGCUUUCAGACAUCAUGGGUUCUGCUUUGUGGAAUAUUAAUGGACUUGGAUUGUGAGAAUAUUUUCAAUGUGAUUUUACCUUCACUUCAAAGUCCAACACUUGCAGUUGGUGGAUUUUGCGACAUGCUGAGCAAUAGUGUUCACUGAAGUUUGAUUUGAAAGAAUGGACCAAAAUGAAGACCACAAUAAAUCCAGAUUCUGCUUCUUAUGACGAGAAUGUCAAAACAUUCUACAGCAAAACAUAAAACGUUUUCUGGAGCUUAUUCUUCAUCUCGACAUCUUGUUAAAAUUCUCAGGUCAUCACAUGUUUGCAUGUGUCACGCCUUCAAGAGAUUUGUUGGAACCUCCUCGGAUUUAAAGCAGCUAAGAGAAACAAUUCAUAUGGAGAUAAAAGCUAGUCACUUGUCAGAGGGACCAUAAAGCCGGUGGUGAAUAGAAAGAAUGGGUUGUAAAAGAUCCAAGACCGUGACUUAAACGGUUUCUCCCCCAAGGUUGAGUUUGGUGAUCUGAUUGUAUGUUGCCAUCUGGAGAAAAUAGGUGUGUGAUGUAAACUAAAGCUUCACUGCAUCCAUAAAUCAACUUCUGAAACAUAUUCAAAUAAACAUACCUUUCACAAUUUCCUCA
This is a messenger RNA of Triplophysa rosa, 2658 nucleotides long. It is a transcript of the gene drd3, whose product is annotated as dopamine receptor D3. Gene Ontology annotation, biological process: adenylate cyclase-activating adrenergic receptor signaling pathway. The transcript is spliced from 8 exons. Gene Ontology annotation, cellular component: membrane. Lineage: Eukaryota; Metazoa; Chordata; Actinopteri; Cypriniformes; Nemacheilidae. The record is from RefSeq and is a predicted model, not a curated record. Bases 647 to 1996 code for a protein of 449 amino acids. Gene Ontology annotation, molecular function: G protein-coupled receptor activity; dopamine neurotransmitter receptor activity, coupled via Gi/Go.